AUGGCAGCACGGGCAGUACCAAUGCAGACGCAUCCCCGUUAUACCAGCGCCGCGAGGGAUUUUGACGAUGGGCCCCUUCCCUCUAUAUCAAGCCGCGAUGGUGGCUUUCGGGAGCACUUUGCGAGUCGUCCCUUUGGCAUCCCACUAAACGAUAAUCUCUCACCUUCGACCGCUUCGACCCCUAUGGCGAUUCACGGCUCAGAAGGGAACGGGAUCAAUGCGCCUCCUCCGCUACCUCCUCCACGACUUGCCCCUGUCGAUGGCCCCGUCGAUCCGAAUGUACAACACUACAGAGACUCCGAAUUCAUGCGCAAUGACGGUCCCAACAGCCUUGAGAGCGAAUCAUUCAAAUUUGAACGGCGAGCGCUUCCGAACAAACACGAAAACCCCCAUGACGAGGGCUAUCAGAGUUUUGAUAGUGUCAGAUCAUCGCAGUUAUCGUCGCCCUUCGGCCUCCACGCCAUGAAAGGGUUUCGUCCCAGUACCGCAGCGAUCGACCAGACAAUGUUGAACAGCGGUUUCAACCGUGCUCCGCCACUGAGAGCGCGCAGGACAAAGAGCUCGUUGAUGCUGGAUGACGGCUUUCUGAAUGCCGAAGACGACGAGGACAAUGACUUUCCAAUGGAGGAGACAACACGCAUGCGGACUCUGAAGAUCGAAGAUUCGUGGAGGGAAAGGCACCGGGAAAACGAAAGAGAAACGGAGAGCGGGUCUUGGCAGCGAGGACACAAGACUGGGUCAUCACACUAUUCGCCAUCGCAGCUGUACCAUGCGGGGAGAGACAUGGGCGGAGAAAGAAGCUACUAUCAAUCCGGUCAAAAGCGGCCGGCCUCGCCCACGCCGAUUGAUAGAUGUAGUGAUACGUCAGGCCUGAACAGGGGAUCGCCUACCCCGAGGCUGACUGUCGUUUCACAAGGGUCUGUCUCUAGCUUGUCGGCUGCUAGUCGCAGCGGAAGUUAUAUUGGCAAUCUGACUGCUAGCAGCAUAGCAAGUAACAGUUCGCUUGGCCGUUUGUCUCCCAACGGUGUAUCUCCUGGCGGGGUGUCGCCGACAGACGUGAUGGGUAAUGGGAGCCCGUAUGCCACACCCAUCAGCCUCACCGCUUCACCAAGAUCGUCGAUCAGCCGGACAGGUGCGGCACAGUCGCCGCAUCCUAGGAUUUCGGGUGACUAUACGCAAAGAUCGGUUGAGCAGUCCAAUAGGACGCUGGGGAUUUCCAGGAAACUUGCCGAGAUUCCGAAAAAUGCUAGCAAUAUCGUAGCGGCUAAGCUCAAGGGCCCAUACAUGUGCGAAUGCUGCCCGAAAAAGCCCAAGAAGUUCGACACGGAAGAGGACUUGAAGCUACACGAAGCAGAGAAACAGUACGGAUGCUCGUUUUGCGGGAACCGGUUCAAAAACAAGAACGAGGCGGAACGCCAUCAGAAUUCCCUGCACGUCCGUCGUCAUAGCUGGUCAUGCUCAGCGCUUCAGACAUACGAUCGUGCCUUCCACGACAGUAGCACGAGGCCAGGCGAGGCUGAUACGUGUGGUUAUUGUGGUGAGGAAUUUGCCCGUACUGGACGCAAUGCUGCAGGCAUCUUUGCUAGUGAGCAAGAUUGGGAGGACCGUAUCCGGCAUCUACAGGACGUGCACAAGUUCCGCGAGUGCAAUGCCAGCAAGAAGUUCUUCCGAGCAGACCACUUCCGGCAACACCUCAAACACAGUCAUGCCGGUACGAGUGGGAAAUGGACCAAUAUGCUUGAAAACGCUUGCAUGAUGGACGAAGGACCAGCAGCCCCUCGUUGAAGCGGGAAAGCAACAUGUUGUGAUUUUGGAUACAAGCAACUGGGCCUUGCUAUUUGGAGG
Messenger RNA from Neurospora tetrasperma FGSC 2508, 1845 nucleotides. RefSeq lists its product as uncharacterized. Bases 1 to 1785 code for a protein of 594 amino acids. The transcript has 4 exons. The record is from RefSeq and is a predicted model, not a curated record. NCBI's taxonomy places the organism in Eukaryota, Fungi, Ascomycota, Sordariomycetes, Sordariales, Sordariaceae.